Molecule: messenger RNA, 1242 nt
Organism: Wallemia mellicola CBS 633.66
Lineage: Eukaryota; Fungi; Basidiomycota; Wallemiomycetes; Wallemiales; Wallemiaceae
Exons: 6
Coding region: 10-1191 (393 amino acids)
Molecular function (GO): protein binding
Source: RefSeq, a predicted model, not a curated record
GUCGCUGUUAUGUCAUUUGGGAAACUACCGAACGAAUUGACAUUCAAAAUAAUUGGAUAUCUUGAUAUAUCCGAUAUAAUAAAUCUAACUGGAAUUUGCAAACACCUAAGGGAGAUCGCAAUAAGUGAUGCCCUAUGGAGUGAUAUUAAUCAGAGGGUUAUCGGGGAACACGUUGAUAUCAAUGCUUACGCGGAGUCUAUAAAUGCAAGUCAAUACUUUACAUAUAUUAGCUUAUUUCGUCACGCUAUCAACUUUAUUGGAAUCCACGCUGGGGAUGUCUAUCCCCAGGGACACAUACUCAAUUGGUCGAUAAACCGUACAACACCAGAAUCAGAAGGGAACUUACUAUUCAUGAGGAAUAGAUUUAACCCCAGUAAUGAAUUUGUACAAGAACUGGACAAUCUUGGUUAUAUGAUCACAAAUGAUGGCAAACUGAUAUACAGAUUAGACGAAGUGAUUGAUGCCGGGCUAAAUACCCAUAUUGAAGACCUACCCGAUCUGCUUGUGAAGUUCACGGGCAAUAUCACGAACCCUGUUGUAGCAUAUGACGUAGAAAGCGGUGAGGAGAAGGUAACGAAAUAUACCCAGGAAAGUGUCCCAAUUGACAGCCUCGACAAUAUUAAUUUGAGAACUUACCCAAGUCGUGAACUUUGUCACCUUGUUGAGCGUCGUACGCUCAAUACAAUCAACGUUCACACUUUCCAUCGACCAUAUCCAUGGCCUGAUGACGAGCCUUUGCGUACCGUAAAACUCGACACUAGUAGGUUGGAUAGAGACCCCCUCGAAGGCUUCUUCAGUGCCGAGUAUGGGAGCCAUGGUAUAGAAAUACUUGCAGCCAAGAAAAGUGUACAGGAGGGAUCAAACACUCUGGAGUUCGUAAAAGUCACGGGUGAUAACAAUGUACCAAGAGGAUUGGUUUCCAUACGCGCUAAUCUCGACCAAGAGAUAAGAGAUUCAGAGCUGCUUGAGGAUAGCGACAUCAGAGUGUCCUCAGAUGACAACCUCCCGUGGCCGUUAACUUGUCCAACCCGACCAAUUGGAAAGUCAUACAGUGCACAAGGGAAAAUAGCGAAUAGUGAACAUCAUUCUCCAAGGUCUACCCCAGUAAUAGUCCACAUCGAGAAUCCAGACGUGGUAUACGUAAGCUGGACAGAACUGAGAAAUACAAUAGUGAUAAAAAGAAUAUUCUAAUUUGUUUUGUAUUUCGCUUCCUUAAUUACAAAAUAUCAUCUUUCUAUCGUU